GCCUGCAUAGAUGAUAAUUUAGAAAUGGUUGAAUUUCUGGUGGAACAAGGCGCCGAUAUAAACAGACAAGACAACGAAGGUUGGACACCCCUGCACGCCACAGCCUCAUGCGGCUUUGUGAGCAUAGCACGCUAUUUGGUGGAACAUGGUGCCGAUGUUGCUGCCGUCAAUAGCGACGGUGAUUUAGCCGUGGACUUGGCUGUCGACAUCCAACAUUUGCCCAUGAUUGAUUUCAUGCAACAAAUGGUGGCCGAACAACAAAUUGAUUGCGCCAAAGCCCGCCAAGCCGAACAACAACAAAUGCUUGCCGAUGCCAAAAAAUGGCUGCGCAGCGAUGCAUCAGAAAUUGAUCGACCACAUCCAAAAACUGGUGCAACAGCGUUACAUGUAGCUGCUGCCAAGGGUUAUACAAAGGUUUUAAGUUUACUGCUCGCUGGACGUGCUAAUGUUGAUGCUCAAGACAACGAUGGUUGGACACCAUUGCAUGCUGCUGCCCAUUGGGGCCAAAAGGAGGCAGCACAAAUGCUGCUCGACGCCAUGGCCGAUAUGGAUGCUCAUAAUUAUGCCGGUCAAACGUGUAUCGAUGUAGCCGAUCGUAAAAUGGUUAAAUAUUUGGAAGAAUACAGAGCCAAUAAUAAACGUAUUAAACGAAGGCCAUCUAGUCAAAUCAGUCGAAUCUCAGAUACAAUUGAAAAUCAUAUGGAUAAAACACCACCCAAAAUUAUACGUGUUGAAGUUCGACCAGAUAAUAAUAAGGACCAUCCUAAUGAUGAUAAAACAUCUGUACAGCAACAAAAAACAAACGAACAACCACCCGCCACAGAAGAUGAGGCGCCAUGGCGUCGUAAUAAUGUCGCACGAGUGCGUACCACUAAUGACAGUCCAAGUAAAAAUCAAGUUCCUGAUGUCAUUGAUGUGAAUAAAACAGCAACAACACCAAAUGCCGGUACUACAGAAACCACAGAUGUUAUACUUAGACGAACUCAAAGCUUUGAGAAUGAUGAAAAGAAAUCGCCACCAGUUAGUCCUGCGGUAUCUACAACACCCGCAUAUAACACCCCAACGAAUACAACAGCAUCACCAGCUGCUGUGGCCACACCCAUUAGGAGGUCCUUCGUACCACCUGUGCGUGACGAAGAAAGUGAAACACAACGUAAGGCUCAUGCUAAACGAGUGCGUGAGACCAGACGUUCAACCCAGGGCGUUACCUUGGACGAAAUCAAGAGUGCUGAAGAAUUGGUGAAAAAGAAGAACUCCAGCAUGAAUAAUAACAACAAUAACAGCAGCAGCUUUAAAUUAGAGGAUGCCAAUGCCGGCAGUACAUAUCCACCGACCAAUAGCACCAUUAUACCCAGUGCUCCAGCGGUUAUUGCUGCUGCCAAUUCCAUGUCACAGCGCAGAAUUAACAAUGUCAAUAAUGCAAUUUCUUCAUCGAACACAUCAUUGAAUUCAAUUGGUAGACCCGUUUCGGCACCACCGAUUAGUAAUUUAAGCCACAGCAGCACCACAGCCGCCGCCUCAUCAGCAAACACCCACACCUCCUCAGCAACAACAAACAAUACCAGUUCCAUUACCAGCAAUCAAAAGAGUGAUGACAAAACAAUUGAUAACAGUUCCACAACCAAUAACUCCACGACCACCACCAGUAGUAGUGGUAUUGGUUCUUCAUAUUCAGCACGUCGUGCCACCAGUGCCAAUGCAAAUGCCUUAAAUUCGGAGACAUCAUCGUCAGUGGCCACCGCAGCAACCACCUCCGCCACAUCGAGCAGUCUUAGCAAUAAUGAUGAUAAAGAUAACGACAAGGAAAAUGAUAAUCGUAGUGCUUUGGCUACCCAAGCUGUUAUACAACGACGAAGAAAACCAAAACGUCGCUCAACUGGUGUUGUACAUAUUGAUAUGGAUGAACUAGAUCCAGAGAAACAAGAUUCUGCCAACGAUAAUGAGGAAAAAGAUAAAGAAAAAGAGCGCAACAAUUUGCGUUUAAAUAGAAAAUAUUGUUAA
This is a messenger RNA of Musca vetustissima, 2001 nucleotides long. Its product is annotated as protein phosphatase 1 regulatory subunit 12A-like. The record is from RefSeq and is a predicted model, not a curated record. NCBI's taxonomy places the organism in Eukaryota, Metazoa, Arthropoda, Insecta, Diptera, Muscidae. The transcript is spliced from 13 exons. Bases 25 to 2001 code for a protein of 658 amino acids. Gene Ontology annotation, cellular component: cytoplasm. Gene Ontology annotation, molecular function: protein binding; phosphatase regulator activity; enzyme inhibitor activity.